AAUGUUGCCUACUAUCAAGACAGGGAAAAGGAGGCUGCCUUCGAGUUGGUUAUCACAGACAGUCCCGGGACUGAUGGCUCCAACUUCAUUCUGAGAGGAGAGCUCAUGAGAGAAGGAGAAAAGUACUUCUUGAAUCCACCAGAUUCCAGAGUCAAGCGAGAUGCUUCGUCACCGGAGACUCCCGAAGAUGCUUCGUACAAUCUGGUUUCACAGCCGACGUCUCCUGUAGCACUGCAUGACGUCAUCCUGGUCGACCCUGAAGAGAAAGUGAAGGUAGAAACCAAAGAGCCAAAUAUACCUGGUGUAGAACCACUAGCCAACGUGACCACACCGCUCCGCCGCGCCAGUCGCCAGUCCACACAGACCAUCUUCAUCGAUGUGGUGGCCGUGGUUGACCAUUCUGCCUACUCCAGGUUCCAGGCCAGUUCUAGCAACAAGGCUGCCACCCUGCAAGCCGUCCGAGAAUAUUAUGCCUUCAUUUUUAACGGGGUGGACAUGAGGUUCCAAGGGAUAACCAACAGCAAGUAUUCCAUCCGGGCUCGUUUGGUCAAGCUGCUAAUUGCCGAGACGGCUCAAGCCUGCCAGUUCACAGAGAAGUACCGAGUGUCGAACUCACCCCGAGACCGGAUCGACGCCAACGAUGCGCUGUACGCGCUGAGUGAGUUUGUUGUCGGACCCGGUAGAGAUAUCAUCCUCAGUCACGAUCACGUGAUUUUGUUUACUACAUAUGAUCUGACAUCCAAGUCUUCCACCGGGUCUGUGUCCGAGUCUACCACAGGUCUGGCCUACACCAACACCAUGUGCAGAACUGACGGUAAAAGUGCCUCUAUCGUAGAGGAUGUGGGAGGAUUCCAGUGUAUAGAGACAGCCACGCAUGAGAUGGGACAUAGCCUGUCCUCGCCACAUGAUGGUGAGGGAAACGUCUGCGAUUCCAAUGACCGCUACAUCAUGUCCACUGGAGGGCUUCCGGCCACCGAAACCAACAAGUACAACCCUUGGUACUUCUCCAAAUGUAGUAUCGACUACAUCACUAAGUUCAUCGACGAGAAACUAGCAACUUCGGCUGGCAAAACAUGUCUGACCCAACAAAUGGCUAUCGGCAGUGGUGUGGUGGACAUCGGCGAUCGCCUGCCGGGGCAAGAGUUCUCCGCGGAUGACCAGUGCAGGAUGAUUUAUGGCAGCCAGUCCAGACUGUGCAGGGGCGAAGAGUUUGCAACAGCUGAAGAAGUCUGUGUCUCCAUGUUCUGCUUCGACCCUAGCACCACUGGCACGUGCUACAAGCACAAGGCCGCCUCGGGAACCACGUGUGGCACGGGCAAGAUGUGCCUAAAUGGUAAAUGUGUUGCUGACCCAAGGGCACCCAAUGUGGAUGGUAACUGCGUAUUCGGGGACCAGCCUGGAGUUGCAUUUGAGGACAAGACUUGUCCAGUGUUUAUCGAGAACUUCAGCGGCUACUGCUACCAGGAAGUGGUCAGAAAUCGCUGCUGUGGCUCUUGUCAGAAAAAAUACAGCAAGAUUUCCGGAUGUGAAUAUGGCGACACAGUGCGGGGAUGCAAAGACACAACAUGCACCCGAGCCAGCAGCAACACCCUGAAGCAGUGUUGUGGAACGUGCAAAUAUGGCAGUCCCAAGGCAUCCACCCAGACUCGAACGGCCGCCAGUCAGACCAAACCACCAACAUACCCGGCAGUCACACAAGCAAGGACAACUCCUGUUCCAGUAACAACAAACCCAGGUGCCAACACAACGUGCAUUGACAACCCAAAUACGAGAAUAGGAUCCCAUAACUGUUCACUCGUGAAACAGCUGUCCUAUCUGUGCUGCAUACAACAGUUGCGAGACGCCUGCUGCCAAAGCUGUAAAAGCAACAAAAUUUGUAGGUUCUAG
Molecule: messenger RNA, 1887 nt
Organism: Candidula unifasciata
Lineage: Eukaryota; Metazoa; Mollusca; Gastropoda; Stylommatophora; Geomitridae
Source: the annotation of a GenBank genome assembly